Molecule: messenger RNA, 2311 nt
Organism: Chaetomium strumarium
Lineage: Eukaryota; Fungi; Ascomycota; Sordariomycetes; Sordariales; Chaetomiaceae
Exons: 4
Coding region: 289-2076 (595 amino acids)
Source: RefSeq, a predicted model, not a curated record
GUCAGCCUUGACAACAACUCCUGCGACAUUCCUCGAUGCUCUUGCAACAAAGAAUUCCCGACCCAUCUCCUGUCAGUCCACCUGUAUUGGUGAGAAUAUCCGGUGUAACGCGCGUAUCCGGCGACACAAGCGCGCUUGGGCAUCAACAAGCACAACAUUACUUCGAGAGGGUCUGAGGGUCGAUUUUCCAUUGGGUUUGUCACUUCUCCCUGGUUUCUCAGGGGCUGUUUUGUGAUUCGAGCGCGUCGACGUUCUACAACCCUCAUUUGAAGAGAACUCAAUCUUGCGAUGGCGUCUCGGGCUGGAGCGCCAACGUCCCGGGGCGCGGGUCCCAGUAGCGCUCCGUCCGUGACGGCGAAGUCGACGACAGAUCCCGUCCUCCGCAACGCGCUGCGCUACACGAUCUCGGCGCGCGAAUAUGCGGCUCUUCACAAAUACGUCAUAUCGCGGUCGCGAGCGCUCAAGAAACGGGCACCGACGGUGGACACAAUGCAGAGGAUCAUAGACGGCCCUCGAGGGCGCGCCUCGUCGGUCAGCAAGGGAGGCAAGGGCAAAGGGAAGAGCCGGGCGGGCGAGGGAGAUAGGGCUGUCGCGGUGCACGGCGCGGAUGAUUACAAUGCGCGGGCAAUUCGGCAUUCCAUCCGCGUGUUCGUCGCGACCGGCGCAUUGAUGAAGCUCUGGGGCGUGGUGUUGGCGAGGUUGACAGGGAGAAAAAAGGAUCCCGCAUCAGCAACACAAAAGAAACAACCUUUACACAAAUCGGCAGCGCUCCGACUCUCGCUGUCUCUGAGCACCAUCCUGCUGCUGUAUCGCAUUCUUUUCCGCUUCUUCAACCGUCUGCGCGCCCACCUUCUCGACCCCUCAGCAGCACCGUUCCGCCUGCGCAACCCCAGGACAGCCCGCGCGCUGACAUCUACGUACGCGCCCGCCGUAGGCGCCUCCCUAGCCGGUCUGGCCUUGGGCGUCUAUCCGGCGCGGCAGCUGCGCGUGACCAUUGCCCUGUACAUGAUCUUCCGCGCGCUCGAGUUUGGGUGGAACUGCGCCGAGGACAAUGGCAUGAUAUGGGGCUGGGAGAAGGACGCCAACGGGAAGCCUGAACGGAAGCGCACGCGGCCGUCGUGGUGGGGCAGCUGGAUGCUGCAGCCGUUCGCGUUUGGGCAGUUGCUGCAUGCGCUGGUAUUUGACAGAGACUGCUUUCCAUCGUUUUGGAGCAACCUCAUCCUCAAGAACUCGACCUCUUAUUUGCAGCCCAAGCCGGAGAACUACCCCUCAGGUCACAGGUGGCCACAAGCCGGCGAGAUCGUCGACAGUCUCUCCCAGAUGGCGCGGCUUCACUGGCCAGCCUUCAUCUCCCCGACGCUCUUCCCCUUGAAGGACGAUAUUCUCCCUCCCUCGCUGACCGCCAUUUCCUCGAUCACAUCACCCGCCCACCCGCUCAUCACGUCGCUCUCCUGCGCCACGCUCCACCCUUCCGACCCGUCCUGCAGCCGCGCCUUCCUCGCCUUCUGGCUGCGCUCCUUCCCGCCGCUGACGCGCUUCUUCUUUGUCGUCUACUCGGCCAUGCUCAUCCCGCGCCUCUCGGCGCUGUACCAUUUCCCGCUGUCGACGCUGCACCAGCUCGUGUCCAACGCGCUGCGCAUGGCCGGCUUCCUGACGGGGUCGCUCGCCACCGCCUGGUCGUCGGUCUGCUUCUUCCAGGCCUGGUUCCCCCGGGCCUUCCUCCCGACGCAGCGCUUCUUCCUGGGCGGGUUCCUCGCAGGUAUUUGGGCCCUGCUUGAGCAUGGCCGGCGGGGCAGCCGGAGCCUGUUCCUGUCCACUGCCAAGGUCAGCGUGGAGAGCCUGUGGAAGGUCGGGGUGAAGAGGCGGUGGUGGAGGGCGAUGAAGGGAGGGGAUGUGUGGGUUUUCGUAGCGGCGCUGAUGUUGACUGGUGUUGUGUACGAGAAGGAUGUGAAGGCCGUCAAAGAGGGGCCGUGGAGGAAGGGGAUUAGUUGGGUGCGAGGGGAGGGCUGGAAGGAUUGGGGCAUGGAGGAGGAUGACGAGGAGGAGGACGGGGAGGGACGGCUGCAUGAAGAGUGACCGGGUAGGGAUCCGGGCGGUGCGGAUUAUGGUGAGGGAGGUCUCGAGUCGUGUCAAUGUUACUGUUCUACGAUUGUAUUCGUAGUUACCUUGUGGCGUUAUUUUGAUGAGCUGAUGAUAUAUAUGAAUAGGUAGAUAAUUACUAAUCGGAGCUCGCGGAAUCGAGGAAUAUUGAAGUCCGGGGAAACGUGCUGAAGACCCCGUACAGCCCUAGGCUUAAUGCGACGCAGUUGCU